AUGGAAAAUUGCUUUCCAGAGUUGACAUAUGAGGUGAAGAAAACUUUAAGUUCGGUAGGGUUGAAGAUGAGAAGAUUCAUGCAUGUCCCAAUGAUUGCAUUUUGUACCGUAAAGAGCAUGCCCACAUGGACACUUGUCCAGAAUGUGGUUUGCCACGGUACAAGCCGAACAAGAGUAAGGAGAUCCGAAAAACUUAUUCCAGAGAAAGUCUUGUGGUACUUGCCUUUCAUUCCGCGACUCAAGCGGUUCUAUCGAAGUGCAGAAACUUCUGAAAACUUAUUAUGGCACGAGAAAAGGCGAAUGAAAGACGGUAAACUCCGACAUCCUGCUGAUUCACAAGCUUGGAAAAAAGUAAAUUAUUUGAAUCCAGACUUCGCAGCUGAACCAAGACAUCUACGGCUUGGUCUAUUAGCCGAUGGAGUAAAUCCACAUAGAUCUCUUAGCAGCCGACAUAGUUCAUGGCCUGUGUUCCUUGUUAUGUACAACCUUCCUCCUUGGUUGGUGAUGAAAAGGAAAUUUACGAUGUUAUCGCUAAUGAUUUCAGGGCCUAAACAGCCGGGACAUGAUAUCGAUGUUUAUUUGGCACCGUUAGUUGAUGACUUGAAAGAGUUGUAUGAAGAUGGUGUUGAUGCAUACGAUGGUUUUAAGAAAGAAGUUUUAAAGUUGAAGGUUGUGCUGUUGUUGACUGUUAGUGAUUUCCCUGCGUAUAGUAAUCUAUCAGGGUUGAGCACAAAAGGCUAUGAAGAAGGAGAAGUUGCACCUUUGCCACUUUCAGGGCGACAAAUUCUUGAAGAAGUUGAGAAAAUAGAUUUCAAGUAUGGAAAGGGCAAGAAAAAGAGAAACCCCAAUGGAUGUUUUCAAAGAAAAUUGAUUUUCUUCUGUCUUCCAUACUGGAAAGAUUUACUUGUUAGACAUUGUUUGGAUGUCAUGCACAUAGAAAAGAAUGUGUGUGAAAGCAUUGUCGGUACGUUACUUGACAUCCCUGGUAAAAGCAAAGAUGGUUUGUCUAGUCGUUUAGACCUUGUUGAGUUGGGUAUAAGACACAGUUUGGCACCUGUGGAUAAAGGCAAACAUACAUAUUUACCUCCCGCAGCUUUCACAUUGUCUAAAGAAGAGAAACAAGCCGUAUGCAACUCAUUCGCAAAGAUGAAAGUGCCUGAUGGGUAUUCAUCUAACGUUCGAAACUUAGUGUGUAUGGAAGAAUUAAAGUUAAUGGGUAUGAAAUCGCAUGAUUGUCACACGUUAAUGCAACAAUUACUUCCAAUUGCCAUUCGAUCAGUCUUACCUAAAAAAGUUCGACAAACUUUGACAAAGGUUUGCAUAUUCUUUAAUCAAUUGUGUGGGAAAGAAUUAGAAAUGAAGAAAUUGAAUUCAUUGCAUGAUGACAUAGUUAAAACUCUAUGCAAUCUUGAAAAAUAUUUCCCUCCAUCAUUCUUUGACAUCAUGAUACAUUUGAUGGUCCAUCUAGUAAGAGAAGCGAAGUUGUGUGGGCCAGUUUGGGCGAGAUAG
Molecule: messenger RNA, 1509 nt
Organism: Cannabis sativa
Lineage: Eukaryota; Viridiplantae; Streptophyta; Magnoliopsida; Rosales; Cannabaceae
Exons: 2
Coding region: 1-1509 (502 amino acids)
Source: RefSeq, a predicted model, not a curated record